Molecule: messenger RNA, 1428 nt
Organism: Rotaria socialis
Lineage: Eukaryota; Metazoa; Rotifera; Eurotatoria; Philodinida; Philodinidae
Source: the annotation of a GenBank genome assembly
AUGACCGAUUCACCAGGUGAUGAUGAAUGUAUUCGUGAAUAUCAAGCACAAUUAAAAUACGUGGAAGAUGCUAUUCUUCAACAAGAAGAAACAGAAGGUGUUGCAAGUUCAGAAUUAAGACAAUUACGUGCCGAUCUUCGUGAAGCUCUUUCUCUUUUUAAUCCAACAAAUAGUAAUAUUGAUGACUCCGAAUCUGCACCUUGUGUCACUCUUUCAUCCGAUUCUGAAAGUAGUGAUGAUGACGAAGAAGAAAAUUCUAUUGUAAAAGAAAUUGUUGGUACCAAUUGCAGUGUAAAAAUCAAGUGUCCCAUCAGUGGCCUACAACGACAUAAUGCCGUUGUACUUGGUAUCGAAUCUAUAGAAGAUAAUACAGUUCGAGUUUUGUUUUGUCAACCUACACGUAUUGAUUUUAAACCGUGUUCACAUUUUCUGAAUGAUACUUGUCGUUUUGAUGAUAAUUGCAAAUAUUCUCAUGGUUUUGUUGUUUCUGUUGAUGAUCUUCUUGAAUAUAUUGAAGCAAAUUAUGAUACUCUUGCCGUUGGCCAAAAUGUCAUAUGUAAACAAGGUACCGAUGGUUUAUGGAAACCAGGUGUUAUUGAAAGCGUUGAAAAUGAUACUCAUAUUUGUGUAAUACGCUUUACUCAUUUUAAUGCUUUGGAAGCUAUUCCAUUUGAAUCCUUAAUAACGACAAAUACUUCGAACACAAUUCAAACAAAUGAUGACAAUGAAAAUGUCGAAGAAGAUGAUGCUGUUAUCAACACAAUUGCAGAUAUGCCAAGCUCAUCUACAGAUGUACCAAGAUUAGGAAAUUUAGGAGUUUGGGAAAAACAUACUAAAGGCAUCGGUUCUAAAUUACUCGCAAAAAUGGGCUAUAAAUCCGGGCAAGGUCUAGGCCGCAAUAAUCAAGGUUUAGUCAAUCCUAUUGAAGCUAACGUUUUACCAAAAGGAAAAUCUUUGGACGCUGUACUUGAAUUAAAAAGGAAGAAAAAAUUACCAGAUGCAUUUAAAAUAAAAAAACAUCGACAUCAAUCAACAAUGGAAAAACAAAAAAAAUUACCUGAACAAACAGAUGUUUUUACAUUUCUCGAUAAAAUAUUUACAUCAGAAAUGAGAUCAACCACUCAAGAUUCAUCACCAUCACCAUUAGAUCGAUUUAAAGAUAAUAAAACAACUGUUGAUGAAACAGCAUUACUUUUACAUACAGAAAUUGGCCGACGUAAUGAUGAAAUUCGAGUUUUAGAACGUGAAAUUCGUCAUUUAGAAGAACGAUUAAAAUACAAUGAAGUUCGACGUGAUUCAACCGUUGCUGUCAGUAUCAAACAACGUUUAACAGCUAAAAAAAUUCAAUAUAAUAAAUUAAAACAAAUUGAAAAUGGUCUUCAAUCUAAACGCGAACAGAUUCGAACAAAAAAACUCGAUCUUUUUUAA